UGCGCCCUGUCAGGCGCCGCCAUUGUUCCACCGGUAAGACCCAGGUGUGGGUCCCCGGCGCCAUGAGCAAACGCAAGGCGCCGCAGGAGACCCUCAACGGCGGCAUCACGGAUAUGCUCGUGGAACUCGCAAACUUUGAGAAGAACGUGAGCCAGGCGAUCCACAAGUACAAUGCGUACAGAAAAGCGGCAUCUGUGAUAGCCAAGUACCCACACAAAAUCAAGAGUGGAGCGGAAGCUAAGAAACUGGUGAGCUUAAUGACCAUUUACAAAUUGUUUGCAUUCAUUUAUUUGGGAUAUGUACGAAUACAUGCAUGCAGCGGUGCCCAUGUGAAGGAUAUUGUACUUAAUGAAAUUAAAAAAGUGGACUCUGAGUACAUUGCUACAGUCUGUGGCAGUUUCAGAAGAGGCGCAGAGUCGAGUGGAGACAUGGACGUUCUGCUGACCCACCCAAACUUCACGUCAGAAUCCAGCAAACAGGUACCUCGGAAUGGAGGUGUUUGCCAGCUUCCCAGCGAGAAGGAUGGAAAGGAAUAUCCACAUAGGAGAAUCGAUAUCAGGUUGAUCCCCAAAGAUCAGUACUACUGUGGUGUUCUCUACUUCACUGGGAGUGACAUCUUUAAUAAGAACAUGAGAGCGCACGCCCUGGAAAAGGGCUUCACAAUCAAUGAGUACACCAUCCGCCCCCUGGGGGUCACUGGAGUCGCUGGGGAGCCCCUUCCUGUGGACAGUGAGCAGGACAUUUUUGAUUACAUCCAGUGGCGCUACCGGGAGCCCAAGGANAGAAGUGAAUGAUGCCCCUCCAGCCCCAGGCACAGCCCACUAGGAGUCCUAAUUUAUUUCUUAACCUUUGCUAUGUAAGGGUUUUUGGUGUUUUAAGCGAUUGCUUCUUCUCUGUGCUUACCAUGUACUAUAGUCAAUAAACUUCUUGAGCUAUUACUGAA
Messenger RNA from Mus caroli (Ryukyu mouse), 943 nucleotides. The record is from RefSeq and is a predicted model, not a curated record. NCBI's taxonomy places the organism in Eukaryota, Metazoa, Chordata, Mammalia, Rodentia, Muridae.